AUGGAAACGGUUGACAACGAACUCCUAGUCCACAUCAAUGCCCCCAGCACCGCUCAAGAUGACAGACGCUACGUCUCCAUCGCACAACACGUUCUGGACUUCAGGUCGGCUGUGAUCACUAGAGUAUCUGGCGCCAGUCCGCCCUCGCUCCUCUCUCCUCCCCAGGGUGACGACGACCACGGAGCAUUCAUUGAUACUAGGAGAUCCUUCUCGCCUCAACCAGAACUGCCUCGUCCGAGUACUGCCCCCGAACUGACCUCAAGCGGCGACCCGCCCAGAUUAGCUCGAACGAGGACGGGUCGCCGACGUGCCUUCUCUGAGACUUCUUCUAUCAGCAACUCCUUUCCCGCCCGUGGCACGCAAGGUGUCGAGAAUAUAUCUGCCACCGUGUCACAGCUUCCGCCUGGAGCAGCCCCGGCCGAACCUCUAUUGGCUUCCACAAAUAGCGAGCGAAGACGGAAGAAGCCACGGACAGAAAUUGGGUAUAGCGAGGCUGAGUGCGUCGAUCGGUCUGCAGCCAUAGCUUCUGACGGCGACGAGACAGAUUCCACAGAGUCUGUGACGUCGUCUCAGCUAAGGGCCUAUGGUCUAUCGGGAGUGGCAACGCACAGGCCUGAACCAGCAGAAACUCGCUGUGUGAUCGAUCUGACAAGCCCAGUCGAUGCUAGUCCUGAUGCUCGUCAAGUGGAGGUGAACAGCUACCGAUCUCCAGCCUCGCCAAUUGCCAGUCGCGCCGAGCCUGCUCCUCCUCUCCAGCAGGUUGACCAUCAGAUACGACUCCUCCCUGUGGAAAUCCGGCCCCCGUAUCCUCUGGGGGGACGCUCGAAGUUUACGACGCAUAUCACCAAGACCUUGAAGAAGCUGGCCCACGGGGAGGCCUCCUUGCUCAAGCAUUUCCGGCCGGCAUUCGUUUGUCGAGACGUCCGAGUUCUUGAGCGGGGAUAUUGGCAAUUUUGGAUCCAAAUCGCAGAGGAGAGCGUUGUGAGAGAAUCAAGACAACAUAAGCGGGCCACACUGAAGCUUCUAGGGUCUACUGCACGCAAGAAACGCAAUGACUCUGUGAUUGUGCUGGAUCUCCAGAGCCCCAAUCAUGCUCUGUGGACCGAGGAUGAAUUCCUGCAGUUCUGGAAGAACAUGACCUUGGUCAUUGAAUCAGGCAAGGUGGGAUGGGCGACACGUAUGACUAAGGAGUUGGAAGAUGCCAGUCUCUGGAAGUAG
This is a messenger RNA of Fonsecaea erecta, 1218 nucleotides long. RefSeq lists its product as hypothetical. NCBI's taxonomy places the organism in Eukaryota, Fungi, Ascomycota, Eurotiomycetes, Chaetothyriales, Herpotrichiellaceae. The transcript is spliced from 3 exons. The record is from RefSeq and is a predicted model, not a curated record. The coding region runs from base 1 to 1218 and encodes 405 amino acids.